AUGGCCAAAUCUGCAUUUGCUUCUCCCUUUCGCUACCUCCAGGGCCUGUUGGUCUCAUCCACGACUGUCCUGUCCCGCUCUGAUAACAUUACAGCCUCAGCCCAUUCAAAUGACACAGCUUAUACCCCGAGUCCUGGAACACGUGCAGGGUCCUACGAUUCUGUCAGUUAUGGCAAGGGCAAAAGAAAGGCUGUGGAAGAGGAUCACUCUGGGCCCAAGACCAAAAAGCGUGCGAUAAGCAUGGACCGAGACGCUUUCACACCAUACGGGGAUGACAGUGAUGUGCAUCAGAGCCCGUCGAUCCCCAGCGAUGGAAUAAGGACGAAGGCAGACCUAGAUCGAACCUUGAUGCCACCCCCAGCGACCCCUCACAGCCGAAGGACAUCGUUGCUCGCACUACGUGCCGACCCUGAAGCGGUGCACGCUUCUCAGACGGGAAUUCACGACGAUGACUCGAUAUCGUUCGUUUCAACCGCAAUGGCAAGGCAAAAGCUAGAUUCCGUAGAUUUCGACGCGAUGGAGGAAGCGCGAAGGCAUGCUGCUGCGGUUACUUUGCCUGCCAACUCAGGACUCUGGUCGCAGGCAGAACGCGAGUUAUUUUUCCACCUCGCCUAUCGUGGCUUCGAGCCUCUUCUUCCGCAAAACUGGAUGAUUGACUUUGACACAUUACCGAUUAGUGUGUUUGCACACGAGAACUCGGCAGAACCUCCACUCAUCCAAAACAUCCGAGACAACCAAUUCAGGGCCAGCCAUGCUCUGCGUCGACUCUUCGAGGCCGGCCAUGAUAUACGAGACAGGACACACGUCAGCCCGGGUAUUCCCAGAGAAAGGAUUCUGGAACAGUCUGUGAAGAGAUACCUCUACUGGGCUCUGACAGAUGUGGGACUUCGCCCAAGUUCAAAGACCAGCUAUAUUCCAGUCCACGCUGUCGUCGCCAGGAAGAAGGGUCGGUCUACGCUGCAGACGCUUGAGGAGAUCGCGAACAGGUUACAGAGGCUUUCGGUGCGACAUCAAAGAGCUCAACAUAUUCACCCAAGCAUCGAGACUCAAAGUCCAGAUCUCAUUGACACCGACGAAACGCGGGUAGCUGAUGAUGAUGCAUCUUCACCUACUCUUGUCGGCUUCGUGAUCAUCUCGUCGGUACUUGUCAUUGUCACACUCAGCCCGUGUAAGAGGUAUACACUGGGGCCCACAAAACCGCAAACAGAUUCUCCAUCUACCCCAGGAACUCCUCUUCGAGGCAGCGCGAGUGUCAACCCCGAUCGACUCCGCAUCAUUGCUGAGCUUGAUUUCAGCCAAAGAGAUCAAGAUGUAUGGAAUGCGCUAGGCGUGGCAAUUGUCGCAAUGCAGGUGCGUAAGGAGGCUCAAAAAGUGAACCAUGGAUUCAGCCGUGGUGAUACGAGUGGAACUGAUUGGGAUGUAAUGUCGGAGGCAGAUUCUAUACUGCAGGAUGACUUCGAGGGAACGAGUACUUUGUCAAGGUUACAAUUAGUUGACGACCCGGACCUCUAG
This is a messenger RNA of Fonsecaea monophora, 1512 nucleotides long. RefSeq lists its product as hypothetical. NCBI's taxonomy places the organism in Eukaryota, Fungi, Ascomycota, Eurotiomycetes, Chaetothyriales, Herpotrichiellaceae. Bases 1 to 1512 code for a protein of 503 amino acids. The record is from RefSeq and is a predicted model, not a curated record. The transcript has a single exon.